AUGGACAUGUUGCAAUCUGCCGUGAAUCAGUCUAUGCUUAUCACUGGCGAGUCUGGCGCCGGAAAGACAGAGAACACGAAGAAGGUGUUGUCUUACUUCGCCAACGUCGGCGCCACCACCAAGAAGGACGACGAGAACAAGCCGAACUUGGAGGACCAGAUCGUGCAGACCAACCCUCCGCUGGAGGCUUACGGCAACGCCAAGACCACCCGUAACGACAACUCCUCUCGUUUCGGUAAGUUCAUCCGCAUCCACUUCGCCCCCAACGGCAAGCUCUCCGGUCUGACAUCGAGGUGUACCUGCUGGAGAAGGCUCGCGUGGUGUCCCAGGCCCCUGCCGAGCGUGGCUACCAUAUCUUCUACCAGAUGAUGACCGACCAAGUCCCUUACAUUAA
Messenger RNA from Penaeus vannamei (Pacific white shrimp), 394 nucleotides. NCBI's taxonomy places the organism in Eukaryota, Metazoa, Arthropoda, Malacostraca, Decapoda, Penaeidae. The record is from RefSeq and is a predicted model, not a curated record.